Messenger RNA from Dicentrarchus labrax (European seabass), 5014 nucleotides. RefSeq names its product coiled-coil domain containing 39 (gene ccdc39). Gene Ontology annotation, cellular component: axoneme. The record is from RefSeq and is a predicted model, not a curated record. The transcript is spliced from 23 exons. Lineage: Eukaryota; Metazoa; Chordata; Actinopteri; Moronidae. Bases 203 to 3052 code for a protein of 949 amino acids. Gene Ontology annotation, biological process: cilium movement; inner dynein arm assembly; cilium-dependent cell motility.
AAAGGCACUGUGGUUGAUGAGACAUGAUCCACUUCCUGCCUCGCGCUGCCUCCUUGUGGCGACCACAUUUAAAGGCACGUGCGGUUGCUAAGGGCGACUGACAACAGACGGACUGUUGCAACAGCAAACCGGAGAGAUAAACAACAGACAGCCGCAGACACAGAGUCCACUUUAAAUGAUCCUUUGUUAGUCUGUGGAGAAAAUGUCGAGCAUUGUGAGUUCAGUUUUAUCGGAGGUGGGCUGGGACGAGCACUUCGCUAUCCCCGAACUCAACGCUGAAAACAAGGCUUUGAUAGAAGAGAUCCGUAAAAAUGAGACAAAGUUGCUGAAACUGACAAACAAACUUGAGAGACACAAGGAUGAAAAGCAGUAUAAGGCUGAAUACCUCACAAAUGCUAAACAAGCGCUGGAAAAUACUGAGGCUCUGUGCAAGGCCCGGGAAAGAGAAGAAGAGUUGGAGAAACACCUCACAGCCCUCACAGAGAGGGAGACAGGUCGCCUGGCGCAGGAGACUGCCAAGAUGGAGAACGACCAUAGAUCUUUAGCAGAGAGGACGAACAUGCUAGAGAACCAAAUCUUCAAGGCCAAACAGAAGCUAGAGGAGUUUAGGAACCAGAUGAACUGGGACCAGCAGGCUAUGGAUGCCUUUUUAGAGGAGUCGGCACGCAAAGAUGAAGACACGAUGGCCAUCAUCAAGUACGCCCAGCAAGAUGAGCAGAGGAUCAAGUCGCUGAGUCUGGCUAUAGAGAAGAAGACACUGGAGGCCAGUGAAAAGCGCAAAGCGUUUGACAAAGAACUGACUGAGACUAUAUCUGCACAGAUUGCUUUUGAUAAAACUGCAGAGAAUUUGCAGCAGGUCCACGUGGAGACGCAGCACCUCAUCCACCAAUGGGAAAACACUAUCAAGCAUAUGAAGCAACGAGACGCUGAGAUGCAGCAGUGUGCGCUGCAACUUGCCCAAGCCAACCAGAACAUCAGGGAAAGGAAUGGCACCAUUACAGAGUGGAAGCACUUGCUGGACACUCAGAGGAACAACAACAAGGAAACUGAGAGGAAGAUAAGCAUAACCAACCGACAGGCUGUAAAGCUGCGGCAGGAGUUGAAAGAGCAGGAGAAUAACUGCAGCAGGCUACAGGAUGAGCUGAAUAGUUGCAAAGCUUCACGGGACAGAGCAGCGUCUGAUGUGGAGUCUGUGACGGCCCAAAUAUGCAGAAUAAAGAAAAACAUCCAGGAUAACAAUAACAAAGUCAAGGAGGCCAGGGCCUACAACACUGCGCUGGAAGAGAAGCUGAACGUUGUGACUCAGAGCACCCUUAGUGAGGAGGAGAGAGCUGUGCAGAUGGACCAGUUCCUCAAGGAUGAGGAACUGGCAAUCAAGGAGUUGGAUGUCCAGCUGCGUGACUGCAGGGAGGAGCUUUUUUGUCGUAAAGAGCGUUUGCAGGCCCUCAAGACAAAGGAGAAGGAUUCUAUCGCCCAGGUUUCGAGGAAUAAAGCCACAGUCAGCAACCUGAAAAGCAAGCUCAGAAAACUGGAGCAGGAAUUGAUGAGACAGCAGAUGACCAUGAGUGAACAGGACAACCAGGUCAUCUACCUGGGUAAAAAGCUGGCACAGCUGCAAGGUGACAUUCACUCAGAUGAAAAAGAAAUGCUGGACAUGAAGAUCGCUGAGCUGACAAAAACCCUUGACGAGAAGAACAAGACAGCCAGCAUGUUUAACAGCACGCUCAAGGAGUGUGAGGAUGAUAUUCGCUAUUUGAGGAAAGAGAUGGAGAAGUCAGACUCUCAAAAGAGAGAUCUGACCGGCAAGGUAGACGAGCUCAUGCUCCUCUGUAACACCAAUGAAAAGGAGCUGAAGAGAAUCAGGCUCACAAAACAGGACAAGAUGGUGGAGCAUAACAUCAUGAAGAUGGAGGUGAAGCGUAUGAGCAAUCUGCUAUACAACAAGGCAGACAGCAUGCUGUCCUUGGAGAAGAGGAAGCUGGAGCUGCAGAAAGCCAUAAAGGAGAGGGAGGAUGAGAUCAAGGUCUACAGAGAAAUGCUCAACCAGCAGCUCAAGAUCAGUGAGCAGGACAGACAGAGACUCAGUGCUGAACUGAAUGAGAAACUGUCCAAGAUUGACGUGAUGAAGAAACGCUUCGAGGUUGUGAUGCUUUCACUGGCAGCUCCUGAGGGGGAAGAGGAGAAAUCACAGGCUUACUACAUCACAAAGGCUGCACAAGACAAAGAGGAGCUCAAGCGGAAGGGAGACGAACUGGAUGCUAAAAUCUGCAAGAUGGAGCUGGAAAACAGAGCUCUGGAUAACACCAUUCAGUUGUUCAACAAUAGUAACUCAGCAUUUUGCAAAUCCCUCAACAAAGUAAAUAAAUCCAGUCCAGAGUACCAGGAAAAACUAAAGCUAGAAGAGCAGUUGAAUGCAGCCGAGGAUACGCUAAAGUAUAAGAAAAGACAGGUCCAAGAGCUCCAACAGGACUUACAGGACAUGAACAGUACCUUGGAGAGUCUGCUGAAAGAAAAGCAGGUGGAGAAGGAUAAGAUAGAGCACAAAGAGGCUCUUAUCAGAAAACUGAACAAAGAAAUGGCUUCCCAACAAGAGAAAAUUAACAGAGCCACAAAGCAGUGCUCUAAGCUGACCAAAGAGAUCCGCUCAGCAAAUAACACCAAGACUGAGACUUUUGAGGAGAAGGACAUUAAACUGAAGGAGCUGAAAGAAUUCAACAAGAGUGUCGACAAGAUGCUGAAUGGGGCCAUGGAGGACAAACCUGAGCUCAGAUCAGUGUUGGAGAGAUACUUCCUGCAGGCUAAUCUGUCUCUUCCACCUCCGUCUUCCACUCCUGCCAGCCAUCAGAGCUCCAAGACCAACUCUGCCCGCAGCUCCGCUACACUCAGGUCUCCUGUGUCCUCAGCCAGCAGCAGUCCCAGGGCCUCUGCACUUCACUCCCCCAUACUGAAGACUGUGGAACUGGGCAUGGAUCUGACUGUGACCUCCCCUCCUCUCACCACCUCCAGAUGUUCCAGCUCUGCGAGCAGCAACAGAAAGUUAAAGAACCCGUAGUGUGCUGCACCUCUUUCUGAUGGAUGAUUUAUGGACACCUCUUCCAAAAACAGAAAGAGGGUUAUAGUUACUUAAAGUUAGUUGUAGUUGCACAGAAUAACUGUUUCACAAUACUAAAAUGUUUUGUUUGUGUGUGGUGUCAUUCUGUAUUUUGGUGCAUUAAAAAGACAUUUCACUUUGUAGUUACAUAUUAUAUUUAUUCAUGAAAAUCAAAUGUAGCCUAAAGGAAGACUUGAUUAUUAUAAAAAAGAGUUGAUGUGCCCGCCACGUGUUGAACAACAGACUUUAGUUUGAUAAAACUGUAAAAGAUUGAACUUUUUCUUUUAAUUUAAAGCAGCAAUAACUUUUAUUUUGUGUUGAUUCUGGUGACUGAAAUAGCCAGUCUUCUUACUGAUGGUCUUGUGUGCUUAUGUAGUUACGUAGAGGCAUCAGUAUUAAAUUCACACUAUUUAAUAACCAGUUAAAAAACAGUUUGAUAACAGAAACUUGAUCCCUUUUUGUUUCUUCCCUGUUCUUGUUUCAGUGGGUGUUUUUUGUCUUAUAAAUGUAACUUAUUACAAGACAUCUAAAUAAAAAGUAGCAGAAAAACUUUGAGCUGUUGUUUGCAUGCAUCAGAAUUUGCUGCCACAAUAGGUUUGUUUACACAUUUACAGAGAGAGGAAUAAUUUUCAGAUGCUUGAAUGACUCCAGCCCAGACAAUUCUUUGAGGAACUCAUGCAUUGUUAUGUUUACUGCCGCACCCUCAAUGAAUAUAGGUGUUGUUUCCUGGUAUGGAACAAAAGUAACCAGAGACUCCGUGGGAACAGAGGGAACACUUUCUCACUACAGAUUUUACUCCUUGUUAUUGGAAUAAAGCUUCAACAUGCUGCUGCUGAUCCUGUUCGCUGGAUGUUUGGCUUCUUGUGCCGCACAGACAACUUCCUUUCCCUCUGUUCCUCCGGGUACGUCAACCAUUACUCCCCUGACACAGUCCGUCCAGCCAUCCCCAGUCCUGCUAACAUCUAAUCCAGCAGACAAUGUUGUGGCAAUCCUUGCGACCGCUGUUCAGUCCUUUCAGGAGCUAAAUGAAACGACAGUUGGUCCAGUCCUGAACGAGCUCUCAGACAUUCUCCGGAUGCUCCAACCUGAUCUGAACUUCAGUCUAACAGUAAAGAACAUCACCAAAGUCUGAAACCUCAACUCACAUGUUUCUGUGUUUAAUCACCGGUUAGAGUUGAGAAUAAUAUCCUUUACAAUAUUACCUGGAUAAGGACAAUCCUCAGUGGAGUUUUGAAUGUAUGCUCCUAAUAUUACUUCUGAAAAUUCAACAUGUGUAUUUUUAUUCCAAGGGUAAAAAAGGGAGUGGACUGAUUCAUUUGCAGCUAUUAAUUGCAGACUUGUGUUUUUUUUUUACUUUCUUUAUCAGAAUCAAUCCAAAGAUUUGUUUUCCUCUUUGGAACAUGCAUAACUGAAUUACUGUACCACCACUGAGGAUAAAAUAUGAGUCUUAAUUGACUAAAUUAAAUUGAGCAAAGAUAUGUAAUAACUACUAAAUGAGCCCUAAACCCCACUGCACUGGACUGCUGCUGUAAAUUGGUUGUCUGUCACUAGAUUUCUGAGAUCAAUCUGAAAAAAUAUGUCUGAAAGCUGAGUGACAUCGUAGUGACAGCUGUGAAAUGAGUAAUGUAAUGCAUUACAUCUUUUCUAUUUAAAAUGCAUACAUGUAGAGACAGAUUUACCAGUCGCCUAUUACAUGUCACUGAAUUAACUGUUUUGUGCCCAUUUCAUUGCAAAUUAAAACCUUCAGUCAGUCAUAAAUGAUAUAUUGAUAUAUUUAAUCAUCUUCUAAUCACCAAUAGUUAUGUGUGACAACAUUUUACAGUGACAUUUUCACCAAAGGUACUUGAUUACUGAGUUGUUGUAAAAUUCAAUAAAAAUGGGUAGAAGAAAUAAAUCUGUAGCUUCAUAAUCAGAAGACCAUAA